UUAAAUGGCCGCACUUUGGACACCUGUGGUUUAAAAUAUUAGAAAGUAAAAUUAUGAGAGAACUCAACAGAUGAUCACUUUAAACCCCGCCCCUCGCCUCCCAUUGGCGGACGCUGAGCUCAUUUUUUUGCCCAUUGCCAGCGGGGGACAAAACGGCGUCCUGCCGACCUUUGACCAGGGUGUGUGAUUGGCAGGUGAGAGAAUGUGAGGGACUAUUUUUUCCUCCCCCCCAACUGUCUGCCGGCGGUGACAUCGUCGCAUUCCCCAGGACACAUGCCUGCCAAAGAUUGUCUAUGUUUGCCCCAAUGACUCACUCCCCCAGGAAGUGUCGGAGUGAGAGUGUGUUGGUGGAAUAUUGUGGGAUGUCUUGUAGGCGGAGCUGAGCUAUAAGAGCGCAGGAGAGCGCCACGGCAGCAUCACAGCACACCAGACACAUGAUGGGCCUGCGCAGCGUGGAGGAACUGGUGACCGGUAAGCGGUCGGAGGGCAAAGAGGCAGACGGCGAGUACGAGGCGGUGGUCAAGCAGGAGAAGCGGGAUGACCUCCGGUCCCACCGCCAGCUUCAGGGCUGCGGCCUGUUGGAUGAGAGCGACAGUGGCGGCGAAUUGGAGGAAGUCAGCGUGGCGGCUCUGCAAAUGGACAAAUGUGGCCGCCUGCGUCUGGAGACGGUGGACGACUUGUUCAACAUCCUGCAGCUGAGGAAGAGGAGGAGAGCGAGGAAGGCUCCCGCCCACAAGAAGCGUCAUCAGCCUGACGUGGAGGUGAUGCCCGACACGGUGGACGCCGCGCUUUUCCUCGCAGCCGCCAUGGACAACAAGAUGGCGCUGGUGGAGAAGUACCUGAGCGAGGGAGGAGAGCCCGACACGGCCGACCAUUUCCUGAGGACGGCGCUGCACAAAGCCUCCUUCAAAGGUCACGUGGAGGUCAUGAUCAGGUUGCUGGACGCCGGCGCCGCCAUGGACAGGAAGGACAAGCUGGAGGCCACGGCGGUCCACUGGGCGUGCCGAGGAGGAAACCUUCCUGCCCUUCAGCUCCUCCUCAAACGUGGUGCCAAGUUCACCGCCAGAGACAAGCUGCACAGUUCUCCUCUGCACGUGGCCGUCAGGACGGGACACCACGAGUGUGCCGAGUACCUCAUCCACUGCGGCGCCGACGUCAACGCCAAAGACCGGGACGGGGACACGCCCAUGCACGACGCUGUGAGGAUCAACCGCUUCAAGAUGAUCAAGCUGCUGAUGCUCUACGGCGCCGGCCUGCACGUCAAGAACAGCGACGGGAAGACGCCGAUGGAGACGCUGUACUCCUGGCAGAGCGGCGCCAAGAGCCUCCUCUUCCACGUCGGCGAGGAGAACGCCGAGCGGAGGAGCGCCAAGCUGCCGUGACGUCAUCAAAAGUGGACGAGGGUGGAUUUUUUUUUUUCUCGUUUCCUUGACGGCCGUGCGGGGGGGGGGCGUGGCAAACCCGUGACAGGGCGGUCCCUCAGGUCGCCGUGUUGGCGGGAAAUGUGAAAAGCGAUCGCGCGACGACCACGUCGAAUGUUGCUGGGCGACAUUUUUGUUUUGGGUGUCGGCGACGCUUCCUUUCUUUCUUGGUGACCAUAGAGACCUACUUUGUUGAUAUCCAUUGUUUGAGUCAUGUUCGGUAACUUUACCGUAAAGAUGAUGUCAUUUACAGUAAUGCACUAUUGAGACCAGCGUGAAAGAAACCAGGGUAAAACUGUAAAAUCUACAGAUAUUUUUUUUAUGUUUUCUUUAUCAUCGCAUGUUUUCAUUUUUUUGUGCUUUUCUCUUUGAUUUGUCACCAUAU
Nerophis lumbriciformis (worm pipefish) is the source of this 1806-nucleotide messenger RNA. RefSeq lists its product as uncharacterized. Gene Ontology annotation, molecular function: RNA polymerase II-specific DNA-binding transcription factor binding. Gene Ontology annotation, biological process: regulation of transcription by RNA polymerase II. Gene Ontology annotation, cellular component: nucleus. NCBI's taxonomy places the organism in Eukaryota, Metazoa, Chordata, Actinopteri, Syngnathiformes, Syngnathidae. The record is from RefSeq and is a predicted model, not a curated record.